AACGAAGUUUCGGAUCAAACACAAAAUAUUGUGAAUACACUCGUGUUGGAGUAUCUUCUCACGGUGGAGAAUCAGGACGACCAUAAUGCACAAUAUCCUUCCCAUCAGCACUUUAUAGAAAAUAUUCAGCAACAUUAUGAUGAUGGUCAUAUUCCGAUUAGGGUGAGAAUGUGUCUUCAACAAUUUAAAAAAACCAUGAAAGAAGUGGAGCAAUCUAGGAAUAUUGAUCCAGAAACAUACAAGAGGAGAGUAUUGAAUAAUAUUGAUGUAAUCAGAUCAAUUUUAUCGGAAGUACAAGAGGAUGAAUUUUCAUCAAUAUUUGUGGGAGCUUCCUUUGAAAAAUCAGAAUUUAUUUAUAAGAUCACAAAGUGGGAAGAUGAUUUGAGAAAGAAUAUUGAAAAUGGGGAAGAUAGAGAUAAAGCAGCUGGUAAAUUGUUAGAUUAUGUGAGAAUAUUGGCCAAUUCAUUGGUUGUUCCUCGAAUUGUUUCCAUUGUUUCAGAUAGUUUAAAUAAUGAUAUUCGUUCCAUUGGAAGUUUCAUGUCUGAGGCCAUUAGUGAAAUUCCUCAACAAGAUGAGCCACCAACUCCUCCAAGAGAACAAGAAGAAUUGAGACAAACUCUCAAUAUUCUUACUCCCUUCUCAGAGGCAAAGAAACUCUCCUCACGUAUUUCAGCAGUAUCUAAUGGAUCAUCAACUCCAGAUAUUCCACCUCCAGGACUCAACUCUACACAAACCAUUAUUUGUGAUUCUGAUGAAGAGAGUCAGCCAUCUCAAUUAUUCUUGGAAAAACCAAACAUUUUUAGAUUAACAAACCCAUCCAAGAAUGGACGUCAUUCUGCCACAAGUUCUUCCAAUGCUGCUGUUGUACCUUCUUUUACUGAUUCUUCCACACACAGUAAUAAUGGUAGUAUAACACCAAUAAGCGAUGAAAAUAAUAACAAUAUAUUCUCCGAUGAAACUGUAAUUGAGCAACAACCUCCUCCUCCAAAAAAGAAGAGAAAGAUUGGAAAUAUUAAGCUUUCAAAGGGAGAACUUGUAGAAGCUGUCAAAAGUAUAGCAAAGAAGGAAAAGAAAAUUGGCAUGUCAUUCACAUUCAAAACCAAGAAAGCAUGGGAUUUUAUUGAAAAGAGAGUUUAUGGAGAUGAUGUUUCCAUACUUGGUGAUUCAAUGCUAGAGGAAGAUACCAGAGAACCAGCAUUUUCUCCUGAAAGAUGGAAGAGAAGAGAUGGAAAAGCUGCCAGAUAUUGGACCAAAGAUGAAUUAAAAGCUCUAUGGGAAGGAUUCCAAAAUUAUGGAAACGAUUUUGAAGCAAUUUAUUACACUUAUAAGGAUCGAUUCCACAUGACUAGACAUCCAGGUUCUCUCGGCAAGAAAUUCAAUCGAACAUUGAAACCUUUAAUUGUUGAUGAUGAAAUAGAUUUUGAUCAAAUACCUGAUGAACUAAAUUCCUUUGACAAUAUGCUACCAACAGCAGCUGCUUCCCACAAUAACUCUGGUGCAAGCAAUAACUCCUCCUCCAACAACAAUAAUAACACAAAUGGUUCCAAUAGUCCCAUGAUUUCAUCAUCAUUACCCGUUCGUCACGUCCACAAUGGUUUACCAGCUCGACAUUUGACUAUGGGUACUGGUGCUACUACUACUAACACUUCCACCACAACCAACAACAACACCACCACAAGUAGUGCUACUGGUAGUGGUGGUAGUGGCAGCAGUGUCAUUGGUGGUGGUAGUGGUAGUGGAACAAUGAAUCAAUCCACAACAGCUGUUCCUCAAUAUCAACAAUAUUUCACAAUGUUACAAUCGAUGGCUUCAAAUUCUUCAUCUUCUGCUGGACUUCCCAAUUUACCAUCUACAAGUUCAAUAAUGGCCAUGCAUGGAAUUCCAUCCUCGAAUAGUUCAAUCAUGAGAAAAACUUCAUUUUCUGCAAUUUUGGCUGGAAAUGCUCCUAAAAGUGUGAAUUUACAAACCUUGUCAAGUCAAAUUGCAACUCCUCAAUCAACAAUUCAACCAAAGAAACAUAAUUCACCUCCUUCUUCGACUUCUACUGCCAAUAAUAAUCAAAUGUCACCUGCUUUGGGUGUCAUUUCAACACAAAGUGCACAAAAUAGUUCAGAAUUAGUUGCUUCUGGAACUGUUCCUUCAAAUUUAUUGGAAUCCGCAUUGAAUAAUGUUUCUAAUAAUGGUAGUGUUGGAAUGGUUGGAAUGGAUCACCAAGAUGUUUCAAAUGGUUCAAAUGGUGGAGUUUCCAAUGCACUGAAACAAAUACCAGAGAAUAUGAGACCUGUACCAGUUAGUAAUUUAGAAAGUCAACAGGCCUCUCCUGCAGUUUCCACUCCAAAACCAAGAAAACCAAGAAAGAAGAAGGGAGAAGAAACUCCCUCCUCACUCAGCACUACACCAAAUAGCAGCAGUGGAACAACUGAUAGUACUACUGUCUCCUCUCCACAGACUGCCGAUGAAGACAGUUCCCUUACACCCAACACUGAGAAAUUAUCCAAAGGAAGAAGCAAAACCUGCAAACGAUGGACAGAAGAACAGAACAGACUCCUCAAGGAAGCAGUCAUUAAAUAUGGACCUAGAAAUUGGAAAAAGAUUGCUGGUGAAAUUUGUGGAGGAAUUUUCACAGCAGAUCAAUGUAACCAGCAUUGGCAUCGUGUUCUACAUCCACGUAUUAUUAAGGGUGAAUGGACUCCAGAAGAAGACAAUCUCCUAAUUGAAAAAGUUGAGGAAUUUGGUGAAUCAAGUUGGACCAAAGUUGCUGAAUUUCUCGCUGGUAGAACCGAUAUUCAAUGUAGACAUCGUUACUUUCAAAAGAAGAAGGAGAAUGAUACUGGUAGAAGAAAGAGUGUUACUUCCAUUUCCUCACCAUUCAUGGGAGGAUCUACAAGUUCACCAAGUUUGGGACAAAGCUCAGUUGCCUACGAUCUCUCUCCAAUGCUUGGCUCCUCUGUAGGUAACACUGCUGAAUCUACUCAGGCCAUUCUCAAUAAUGCACUCAUGAGUGGUGUCAAUUUCCCAUCUCCAUCGUUGGGUAUUUCUCCAAGUUCAAUCUUGACUGGUGGUUCAACAAAUACCUCAAAUUUUGUACAUCAACAUCGUGUAGUUCCUCCACUCUUUUCUGCUCCAUCCACUGUUCCACUCCAGGAGAGAUUGAAAGGAGAUUCAGUUGUGUUGGGCUCAUCGAGCACUCCAACAAUGAGUUCAUCUAGCUCACCAUUCCUCUCAUCAAAUUUGAAUGAAAUUCCACCCUUCCCUGAGAGUAAAAAGAAGCAGAAUCAAUACUUUUAUGUUGAAAAGAAUGGAUUGGACGAGAGUGAUUUCACACCCCCAUUAGCUACCAGUUCAACAUCUCCAGUGUUGGCCAGUUCUGUAACCAUAGAUUCUACUCCAUCGAUGGACAAGAAGGAACAUGUCAAAUCAAGUUCCACCUCUAAUAUUAACGAAAAUUUAUUGUUGUGUGAUGAAGAAGAUUUGUCAACUCCAAAUAUUGAAAAGGAUUUGGAUUCAAUUAAGAAGAAGACAACAACAGCAAGCAAUACUCCACUCAUGAAGAGUUCAUCAUCAAAUAUGAUGAUUACCGAUGAUGAUGACGACAUGGAUGAAGAUGAAGAAGAAGCUCAAUUGACCAUUGAUGAAAUGGACACAGAUAAGGCCAGUAUUCCACAAUCCAAGCCAUUAUCACUACCUUCUCACCACCACGCCCAACACUCUGCUUCAACAAGUACUCCUGAUGUAAUGAAGAAGGAAAUUCCAGAAUCUCCACAGCUAAUGAACUCUCCAGCCAUUGUCGGCGCCUCUCCAUCUGUAGCCAAUGAAAAACCAAAGAAACGUUCCAGUGCAUUGAAUAGAAUGAGAGCGAAUAUCAAUGUUUGGGUACCAUUCAGUGAGAGUGAGGAAAUUGUUUUGAGAAGAGAAAUUUCCAAACAAUUGAACCAACAUUCAGGUUCUUCCUCCUCUGCUUCUUCAGCUAAUACUCCAGUUUUGACAAGUGGCAAUAUACUUUCUACUGUUGAUCCAAAUGCUCCAAAACCAAUUCAAGUCAUUUCCUUCUCGAACCAUAAUGAGGAUUUCUUAGAUCGAAUUGAUUUUGUAACUAUUCUAAGGGAGAAUACUUCAUCUUUCCAUCCAUUGAGAACUCCAGUUUCACUUAAAGUUCACUCUCAAGCUUUGAGACAAGAAUUGGGAGAUUCAGUUUUAAUUGACGAAAAUUUCAAAGGAGAAACACCUCGUUCACUCUAUGAAAAGAGUAAUUCGCAUUCGUGGCUUGCAUCCAGUAAGAAUGCAAGAACUAGCAACAGUGGAACAAAUGCAAGUGGAAGCACAAAUGAAACAAAGCCAAGAAGAAGAAAGAAUCAUAUUGAUGCUAGUGGAGAUAAUCUUACAGGUAGCUCAGCAUCAUCUGGAAAACCACCAGUUCCUGGAAGAAAGAGAAAGCAAAAUGUUCCAAUUUCAAAUUCACCUGCAAUGGCCAUGCAAGCAAAUAACAAUGGUGCUGACUCAUCUUCUGUUUUGGAACCUUCUCAGAAAAAGACUAAAGUUGACGAACCUCCACAAGCUGCCAAUUCGACAUUCCUUGGAGGACCAAAAGAAACUAGACAAAUUCAACCAUCCAAGAUGUGUCUUCCUUUGGACACAACCUUAUUUGGAUUAGUUGCAAAAAUCAGAGAGGAAUUAUCACUCGAUUAUGAUCCUCAAUUGAUUUGUGAUUUUAUGCCAGUGAGGAAUUAUGGUCAAACUUUACAGGAAUUAAUGGAAGAGAAUGAAAUUAAGAUUAAUGAAUUGUUGAUUCAAUAUAAAUAA
This is a messenger RNA of Naegleria gruberi, 4800 nucleotides long. RefSeq names its product myb transcription factor. Bases 169 to 4800 code for a protein of 1543 amino acids. Gene Ontology annotation, cellular component: nucleus. NCBI's taxonomy places the organism in Eukaryota, Heterolobosea, Eutetramitea, Acrasida, Naegleriidae. Gene Ontology annotation, biological process: regulation of DNA-templated transcription. Gene Ontology annotation, molecular function: RNA polymerase II cis-regulatory region sequence-specific DNA binding; DNA-binding transcription factor activity, RNA polymerase II-specific. The record is from RefSeq and is a predicted model, not a curated record. The transcript has 5 exons.